GACAGUGGCAGGUGAGGCCUAGGACUACUACCAAAAGUUAAUUAUCCUUUUAAAAGAAUUUUUUUUUUGUUAAUCUCUCAUCUUUAUUUGAAUAUAUGAGCUUUGAGAAUACACCCAUGCAAUCACACCACAUCAGUUUUGCUUUUGUUGUUGUUGAGGUUUUCAGCAACUGACCUCAUUAUGGGACAUUGCCAAGUAAGCAGCCGGUGCAGUAAUAAGAAUUGGACGCCAGCUUGAAGGUGUGAUGUGAUGGCCCACAGUGUUGAAAGCUCACCGUGAUGAACUUCAUUAGACACCCAUGGACCAGUUUUGCAUGAUGCAUUAAAAGAAGGCACAGGGAUUCACAGGUUUUUGGGGAAAAAAAUGGAGUGUUCCUCUCUGCUCGUUGUUACUCUGGCAUUGUGUCACCCUUCACUUGGAAGCGUUUCAGAUUCACACGGCAAUUCGGAUGCAAGGACUCAAAGCACAGAGACCAUCGUCCAUCCAGUUAGUGACGUCAUCAGAGGGAACAGCAGUGUGCAAGGCAGUGGAGAUAGACUUGAUACUGCAAUCCUUCCUUCGGGUGUGGACCACACUGUCCAAACCCGUGUGUUUCCCUCGAUGACCAAUUUGUCAGGAUCUGGACAACCCUGCAUUCAAAGCCCUUGUCAGCACAAGGACUUUCUCACCAAUUAUAACGGCACCAACCUGCUGUGGGACGACAUGAGGCGCACGCUGGCGUUCGCCUGGGAAAUCCACGUCUUUGGCUCGGCCAGCCUCUUCAUUCUGAUGGCGUCCCUGGCCGUUUUAGGAACGGCUGUUGCCUCCACUCUCCCUUACCCCCACUGUGGUGCUCUGAUGCUGGCUAACUGCACCCUGAUUGCGAGCGGUGCUCUGCGGGCCGUUCACCUGCUCCUGGAUCCUUACGGUACUCGUCAGAUCCUGUCUCACACUACGCUGGCAGCACUGCAGAACAUUCCCAUGCAGCUGUUCCUGUGGGCUCAGGUCACCCUCACACUUGUCACUCCCAGGAGGUUCAAAUUAUUCCUUUUCCCAGUCAUGUUACAACAGUCCCAUGUGGUUGCGGGGCUGGUUGUAUCACAUUGCACUGUUUUGCUGGCAGCAGACUUACAUUUCACUACUUUCUUUCCACUUUUCCCUCUUUUGCUGCAGAUGCUGUCACUCUGCUGGGGGCUUCCAUUCUGUCUAGAACUACUCAUUAAGUCCCUUUCCCAUUUAGAUAUGUUCCUCAGGUCAUCGCUUCCUCGUGGGGUUCCAUCACAAAGGAUUGAGAGGUGUGCAAAGCGAGUAACGGCGGUUUGUGCCUGCCUUGGCAUUAUGUGCUGCAACCUUCAGAUUUGUAGUCUGCUGUGGCUCUAUGGCCUGAUGGGCAACUGGAGGCGCUUCGGUUGGUGCUGGUGGCUCAGCCAGUUUUGGGCCAGGAUUCUUGAGUUAGCUUGGGGUUCCUCAUUGCUUGUUUUGGGGUCCUGGAUCUUCUGGAUGCCAGCCAGGACGCACAGCAGAUGUGAGAUGUCUAAAAGAGGGGGCAAGACAACCAGUUUAUGGGACAGGGUCUUAGCCGAUGUCCGAAAAGGGCAACUCAAAAGAACUGAGAAGAAAUGGAGAGAGCUGAUGCCAAAUAACCUGGCAAAGCAUAACUUCUCUACAGCAAGUUUCAGCAAUAGCAUGAUGUGUCCAUAUGACGAUCAACCAUCUGUCAUUGCAUCAGAAUACAAGCAUGAUCCUUUUGACAAUAACAACUAUGACUCGCAGGCUACACUCAUGUGGCAAAGAGUUGGUGAGCGAGAAUGUAUUCUCUCGCUUAUAGAAUUUGACACGAGGCCCCCAUCUCCCAUUAACCUGAGGCUCAAUGUUGACAGUGCGCUUCAUCACGGACAGAUUCUGGCCGGAAGCCUGUUCACACCUCCUCCCCCCUCUUGGAUGGAUUCUGAUGUAGAGAAUGGUACGGCGUUCCCCCCACCUUAUGUUGCCUAUGGUUGGAUGAUGGAUACAGAAUCCAUUCCUACAUCUCUGGACCACUUCCAAGAUCGAGAGCCAACACUGCCGAGCAACGUGGCCACUGAUCACUGUUAUAAUGGGGAGUCACCAAAAAGAUAUCAGGGAGAAGAUCUUAGUUCAAGGUUCUCAGCGUCGACACAUCAAAAUGAUUGGUCUGAUGAAGAUGUCACAGACCUUUAACUUGCUGCAUUUUGUGGUACACUUUGCACACUUGGAGGAGUUCCCUUACAUGCAGUAUUUUCCAAGUUUUGGGUAUUUUUAUUCCAUUGGAUUUAUUGUCCAUUUCCGUUACACUUUACAGUAUUUGCUCAUCUAAAUAACAGGACAAUUGUGUUCACUACACCUACUCUACAGGAAAUGACACAAUUUAAUUAUUUUGACGUUAAGUAUACAAAUUGACUGGAAUCAAGAUAUUCAUCUAAAUUUAAAAAAGAACAUGUCAACAUAAGUUGGAAAUUCUAACGGCAGAUGACAAAUUGCAGUUACAAAUUAUUAUAUUUUUUUGUUAUUUGCAUAUAAAAGAUAUGGUCCAGUUAUUUGUCAUGAGCAGUCACAAUAAAAAGACAUUCGAGUUUGUCGUAUUUGUAAUAUUAAGUAGUUACUAUAAUCCAUUAAAAUGAAAACAAAUCUUACGACUAAAUGUGAUGUUUUAAAUAAAAUGCAUUAUAUAAAUUAUCAUGUUAUGAUUUGAUAAACAUGUGAAAUUGACACAUCAAUGUAAAUAUUGUUUAACUCAUCUUUAUAAGGCUUUAAAUCUUUAAA
Phycodurus eques (leafy seadragon) is the source of this 2760-nucleotide messenger RNA. RefSeq lists its product as uncharacterized. Bases 364 to 2178 code for a protein of 604 amino acids. NCBI's taxonomy places the organism in Eukaryota, Metazoa, Chordata, Actinopteri, Syngnathiformes, Syngnathidae. The record is from RefSeq and is a predicted model, not a curated record. The transcript has 3 exons.